AGUUGAAUCCAGUUGGCGGACUAGUUUGCCGAAAGCAUGGCUCCUGUCUCCGUUAAAGAUGUAGAUGGACACAUAUACGUCAAAGCCUUGGCGCAGUUUCUGAAGAAAACCGGUAAGGUAAGGCUACCUGAUUGGACGGACGUGGUGAAACUAUCAUCUGCCAACCAGUUAGCACCAUAUAACCCUGACUGGUUUUAUAUUCGAUGUGCCGCUAUCCUUCGGCAUUUAUACAUCAGGCCAACUGGCUUGACAGGCUUAAGCAAAGCAUUCUCUAGAAAGAAGCGCAAUGGCGUCAAACCAUCCCAUCGUUCCCUAGCACAUUGCUCAGUUAUAAGGAAAGCUAUUCAACAAAUGGAGGCACUCGGAAUGUGUCAGAAACGUGAAAAUGGCGGGAGGUCUCUUACAUCGACUGGAAGGCGCGAUUUGGACCGCCUGGCAUAUCAAAUUCUGAAGGAGCGUCAUUAAUCCAUGAAAUAUAAUGUUAUGGUUUAAUAAUGUUUUCUUUAAGACGAUUCGUCAUGUAAGACAAUAUCAAUGUAGAUGUCACAAGAUGAUGUUUUUUCAACA
This is a messenger RNA of Schistosoma intercalatum, 567 nucleotides long. The record is from the annotation of a GenBank genome assembly. Lineage: Eukaryota; Metazoa; Platyhelminthes; Trematoda; Strigeidida; Schistosomatidae.